GCCCGGACUGCGGCUGCAGCCGUGUCAAACAACCUCCAACUGAUUACAGCUUACAAGGGAAAGAUGGCGACCCGAGUCCUUCAAAGAGUCGGCAAAGGCCUGAAACAGACGAAUAAUGGUCUCCAGGCGAACGGGCAGGUCACGGUUGUCGUAAGGAGCCUCUCAGCUUUCCGUGAAGACAGCUGGUUCAAGUCCCUGUUUGUUAGAAAGGUCGACCCCAGAAAGGACGCUCACUCUCAUCUGCUCGCCAAGAAGGAAGACAACAACCUGUACAAAAUACAGUUUCACAAUGUCAAGCCUGAGUGCCUUGAUGCUUACAAUGACCUUUGUGCGGACGUCUUGCCUUCCAUUCAUGCUAACCCUGAAUACACUUGUGAGCUUGUGGGCACAUGGAACACCUGGUACGGAGAGCAGGAUCAGGCAGUUCACCUGUGGAGAUAUCGGGGAGGAUACCCGGCUCUCACCGAAGUCAUGAACAAACUCAGGCAGAAUAAGGAGUUUAUGGACUACAGGAAAGAGAGGGGAAAGAUGCUGCUGUCUCGUAGGAACCAGCUGCUGCUGGAGUUCAGCUUCUGGAACGAACCCGUCCCUCGUCCAGGACCCAACAUCUACGAGCUCCGAUCAUACCAACUCAGGCCAGGGACGAUGAUCGAGUGGGGAAAUUACUGGGCACGUGCGAUCGAGUUUCGUCAGGAGAACCACGAGGCAGUGGGAGGCUUUUUCUCACAGAUCGGAAGUCUGUACACAGUUCACCACUUAUGGGCCUACAAAGACCUUCAGUCCAGAGAAGACACCAGAAAUGCAGCCUGGCGGCGUGAGGGUUGGGAUGAGGUUGUUUAUUACACAGUCCCUCUCAUUCAGCACAUGGAAUCUAGAAUAAUGAUUCCCAUGAAGAAUUCGCCCUUGAAGUAACCACAAACAGCGGGGGAGCCUCUCAACAGCCACUGCAAUUGUCGCACUGACCUGUGGAGAGUGUGACCAACCAUCGGAGUGUGCACUGCCAGGGAAAUCUGCAUAACAUCAACAUGCUGUUUCAGUUUUUGUUUUUCUUUGUCGUUUCUUUACUCCCCGUUUCUGUGUGGGCCUAGAAUGUCUUAUUUCGGGUGAUGGAACAAAAUCACCAAAACUGCAUCUGUUACAGCGGUUAAUGUGUUACUGAUUCAUUAAUGUGCUUUGUGUAGACAAAAUAUAAUUUGACAUGCCCCUCCUCU
This is a messenger RNA of Epinephelus lanceolatus (giant grouper), 1211 nucleotides long. Its product is annotated as protein NipSnap homolog 2-like. NCBI's taxonomy places the organism in Eukaryota, Metazoa, Chordata, Actinopteri, Perciformes, Serranidae. The record is from RefSeq and is a predicted model, not a curated record. Gene Ontology annotation, cellular component: mitochondrion.